CGGCAGACAGGAAAGGCAAGGGAGGUUGAGGCUGGAGGGACGCCAUGUUGGUCAAGGGCAGUGCUCUGGCCCUUAAGGACUUUUUCAGAAGACAGGAAGGCUCUAGGGUUUCCACAUGUUCCGGAAGCCUUUCUUGGCGUAGCCCUGGAGAGCUUGCCCAUGGCGCCGCCCGUGGCCCGGCUCCCGGCGGGUGUACCCGGGGAGGCCGGGAGCGGGCCGACGAGAGAAAGCAGCCCCGGGGCCGUGAGCUUCGCGGACGUGGCCGUGUACUUCUCCCCCGAGGAGUGGGGCUGUCUGCGGCCCGCGCAGAGGGCCCUAUACCGGGACGUGAUGCGGGAGACCUACGGCCUCCUGGGCGCGCUCGGAUUUUCAGGCCCUAAACCCGCUUUUAUUUCUUGGGUGGAAGGAGAGGUGGAGGCGUGGAGCGCGGAGGCCCAGGAUCCAGAGGGUGAGACCCCAGCAGCUGUCAUCAGAGACAGGGGGAAGAUAACAGGAUCCAGGGAUGAGAGUGAAGAGAAAGAAGAACUGAAGAAGAGUCCAAAGCAAAAAGAGAUGGAGCAUGAGGAAGUGUCUCUCGAGGAGUGGUUACCAUCCAGCAGGCCACCUGGUGCCAAUCACAGAGCCUCCUGCCCAGCGCUCUGCUGGAACUCAGGGCGGAGCCCAGUCAAGCCUUGGUUCAAGGAUACCACGACCCGCAGAUCACCCUACUCUUGCCCAGACUGUGGCCGCAACUUCAGCUACCCCUCCCUCCUGGCCAACCACAAGCGGGUCCACUCUGGGGAGCGGCCCUUCCCCUGUGACCAGUGCCAAGCUCGCUUCUGCCAGCGCAAGUAUCUGCUCCAGCAUCGGGUCAUCCACACGGGCGAAAAGCCCUACUCCUGCCCUGAUUGCGGACGACGUUUCCGCCAGAGGGGUUCCCUGGCCAUCCAUAGACGGACUCACACGGGGGAGAAGCCCUACCCAUGCCCAGACUGCAAAAGCCGCUUCACUUACCCCUACCUGCUAGCCAUCCACCAGCGCAAGCACACAGGCGAGAAGCCCUACAGCUGUCCCAGCUGUGGCCUCCAUUUUGCCUACAGCUCCCUGCUGGCUAUCCACAGGCGCACGCAUACGGGCGAGAAGCCCUACCCCUGCCCAGACUGUGGCCUCCGCUUCACCUACUCAUCUCUCCUCCUCAGUCACCAGCGCGUUCACUCUGACAGCCGGCCCUUCCCCUGUCCACAGUGUGGGAAAGGUUUUAAGCGCAAGUAUGCCUUGGAAGCCCAUCAGUGGAUCCACCGCUCUGGCAAGAGGCCGAGGUGGCGGCGGCCUGCAGUAGGGCUCUCGGAGCCGAUCCUUGUUUUGGGAGGCCAGGAUCCCCCAGUUCAUUUCCGGUACUUUCCAGAUAUAUUUCAAGAAUGUGGGUGAUAGAGCUCACAAGAAAUGUUUUCUUUGGAAGGGAAAAGGCAAAGUUUAUGCAUUUGGGGGAUAAGGAAUGGAAAGGAAGUAGGCAUUGAAGGAAAACAAAGCUCUGAGUUAAGGGAGCACAGAGCUGGUCCUUUGGAAGGAGGCAGGAAUCUGAAAGGCCAUCUGAAGGCUGACCCCAUUUUCUGAGGCUCCUGCUCCCACUUCCAAGUCCCACUUGGGAGUUUCUUCCCAGCAAAUCAUUUACCUACCUGGCUUUUUCCCCCCCUUGGAUUGUUCUCUCCAUUAGAGCAUUCUGCUUUCUGGCCUGUAACUCUCCUGUUCCUCAGAGAUGGGGUCCCCACAUGCAAGAACACACCUUGGGCCUAUCCCCGGUGCGGCGGGGGAGCUCAUCCAAGGAUUCUUUUACCCAGUGCCGAUGAGACAUCUGGCAAGGAGACGCACAUGGUGUCUAGCCACUGUUGGCACUCUUUGGUCUUAAAAUCUUGAAGGUGACCACAGGAAGGAGAACAACGGCUUCAGGUGGGGAACCAUCCUGCCCCAUGCUCACUCUGCACCUAGUGCACAAAAGUGUCAAGCUUAGCAUAAAGGGUUUUUUCCCCCCCUCAAACUUUUAUGAAUUAGUGAUUGCAGUGUUUUUCUCUUCAGAUAUUUGCAUGGCAUCCGGAUUUUACAC
This is a messenger RNA of Mirounga angustirostris (Northern elephant seal), 2080 nucleotides long. It is a transcript of the gene ZNF785, whose product is annotated as zinc finger protein 785. Gene Ontology annotation, cellular component: nucleus. The transcript has 3 exons. The record is from RefSeq and is a predicted model, not a curated record. The coding region runs from base 160 to 1407 and encodes 415 amino acids. Gene Ontology annotation, biological process: regulation of DNA-templated transcription. NCBI's taxonomy places the organism in Eukaryota, Metazoa, Chordata, Mammalia, Carnivora, Phocidae.